ACGAGAAGUUUAAUUUAAUCCAAUGUUUCUUUGAUUGAGGCCUCAUAACUGGGCGGGAGCGGUAACUAGAGUUUAUUUCUCACGAAAUCAUCGAUAAAUCUAUAAUUUGCACAUUAAAUACUUAUUUAGGGCAAGUUCCAAUUACUUUCAAGGGGUUUUCCGUUUUCCUUGUAUUAAUGUGUUGCAGAUUAUUAUAUUUUAGGCGUCUAAAGUGAGACUAUUCUGAGGACAACAGAACAGAGUGCCUCCAAAGUAUGGCCGGAAGAAAUACAUCCUUCGCCGCACAGUGAUUUUUUUUAUGAGGAACGUUACAGCUAUACGAACUACGCCAUGGACACACCAACUCCAACUACUGCUCCUGGAGACUGUCUACAGGGAAUAUUCCAGAAUCUGGACUCUUUGCCCGGGAUAGACUCAGACUUUGAUGAGAGUUUGGCCGUACCGGAAUCACUGUCAAUAAUUGAAGUGGAUAAAAAUGGGACAAGGGAGGAAGUAGAUACUGCUGCAAAGUUUGUGCCAUACAGGGCCAUCCACGCUCCACCAGUCAAGUUCAACUCGGUUCACAGAAAAGUGUUCAUACCGGGCGUUGAAAUAAAGGUCAGAUUCGUGGAGAACGAGAGAAGUGUGACCACACAUUUGCUGAACCCUAAUCUUUACACCAUACAGUUACAACACGGUGACUACACUUGGACGAUCAAGAAGCGAUACAAGCACAUCCUAUAUCUCCACCAGCAGCUCUCACUAUACAGGACCUCCCUAAAUAUACCCUUCCCCACCAAAACGCACAAAGUCAGAAGGGCCAGCUUUAAAAAUACUCUCGAUACAGAAGAAAAGGCCGAAAGACAGGCCCUUGAGGCACUCCCGAGAAGCAAUUCUAGGAAAAAAGAAGCGAAACCGAGGAAAAGAAAGGGCGCUUUGCCGAGAUUUCCGUCUAAGCCGGAAGUGAUGGUGACGUAUGAAGGUAUACAACUGCGGAUGAAACAACUGGAAGAAUAUCUGUUCAACCUACUUAACAUAUCGAUCUACAGAAAUCACCAUGAAACGGUAAAAUUUCUGGAAGUUUCCCACCUGUCGUUCAUAUCGGAGCUCGGCAGUAAGGGCAAAGAGGGACUCAUACAGAAGCGGACAGGUUCCACUCAGCCCGGACAGGCCGGGUGCAACUGCUUCGGGCUAUUGGGCACCAUGGUGUGUGUCAGAUGCAACUACUUCUGCACGGGGCUGGUGUGCGCGAAGUGGCAGGACCGGUGGUUCUUCGUCAAAGACACGUUCUUCGGCUACAUCCGACCCAGCGACGGCACCGUCAAGGCUAUCAUGCUGUUCGACCAGGGGUUCGAAGUGUCAAGUGGCAUGUACUCGACGGGCCUCAACAACGGUCUCCAAAUAUUGAACCAAAGCAGACAGAUGGUGAUCAAAUGCUGGACCAAAAGAAAGAGCAAAGAGUGGAUGGCCUAUCUGAAAACUGUGGCCAAUCAGUCAGCGCGCGACUUCACAUACCCCAACGUGCAUCACUCGUUCGCGCCGCCGCGCGCCGCGACCGCCGUGUGCAUGUUCGUCGACGGACGCGACUACCUCUCUGCUGUGGCGGACGCGAUUGAGAUGGCGAGAGACGAGGUAUUCAUAGCGGACUGGUGGCUCAGCCCCGAGAUAUACCUCAAGCGGCCGGCGCUGAGCGGCGACUAUUGGCGGUUGGAUACGCUGUUGAAGAGGAAAGCGGCUCAAGGUGUGAAAAUCUUCGUCAUGCUAUACAAAGAGGUGGAAAUGGCGCUCGGUAUCAACAGCUUCUAUAGCAAGAGCCGGCUCGCUUCUGACAAUAUCAAGGUUUUUCGGCACCCAGACCACGCGAAGGUGGGCGUGUUGUUCUGGGCGCACCACGAAAAGAUAGUCGUCGUCGACCAGAGCGCGGCCUUCGUGGGCGGUAUCGACCUGUGCUACGGCCGCUGGGACGACCACAAGCAUAGGCUAACAGACCUAGGCAACGUCGCCCAGCCGAAGACCACAAUCAAGAUGCGCAAGAAGACCUCAUCAUCACCAGGCGGCGGCAUGUACACGCCACAGAACAACUCCAUAGAAGCCAUCAUUGAGCUCGCGGAGGCCAGCAAGGACAUCGUUAUUGGGAUCAACGAGCCGAUAAUAGAGGAAUCGUCAGACAACACGAUAGUGAUAGAAGACGAACCGAAACCGGAUAUGCCGGUGUUACAGCCAGGAGAUAGGCUACUCAUAGCGAGCCCAAGCGACGCCGAAAACGAGGUCCAAAAGCGAAACGUCAUAGACAAAAUAACGGAUAGAGGGAAGGAAAUUAUGAGUAUAAUCUACCCCCCGUAUGAAGAAGAAAUCAAUGAACAAAAGUUCGAUGACUCCGAAAGGAAGAAAGCGGAGAAAUAUGCCAGGUCCAAUGAUGUUCUGCUCAUAUCUGAUGCGUUGGGAAUCAAACCCCCUACGGCCACUACUCCUACCCCAUUGGCUCAGGUGGUAGAAGGGAGGGUCAUCACAGAAACCACGAAGAAGAAGUUGGAAGAUAUAGAGGGAAAUUCGAAGCUGUGGAUAGGAAAGGACUACGUCAAUUUCAUAGUGAAGGACUUCAAUAGUUUAGAAUUGCCGUUCGUUGACCUAAUAGACCGUCACACGACGCCGCGUAUGCCGUGGCACGACGUCGGCGCGCUAGUAACGGGCGCGGCGGCGCGCGACGUCGCGAGACACUUCGUGCAGCGCUGGAACGCUAUUAAGUUGGAGAAAGCCAGACAAAACCCAAACUACCCGUACCUUCUACCAAAGACGUACACCGACAUACGAAUGAUGCCAGACUUCGAACAGAUUCUCAACAUUCAGACAAAUAAAGUUUCCUGCCAGGUGCUCCGAAGCGUGUCGAGCUGGUCUUGCGGGUUCCUGGACCCGGAAACGGUGGAGCAGAGCAUACACGAGGCGUACGUGGACACAAUCACGCGGGCACAGCACUACGUAUACAUCGAGAACCAGUUCUUCAUCACGCUGUCCAGAACCAACCCCACUGUUAGGAACCAGAUAGGCGAGGCGUUAUUCAACCGCAUAACGCGCGCGCACCGCUCGGGCGACGUGUUCCGAGUGUUCGUGGUGAUGCCGCUGCUGCCAGGCUUCGAGGGGGAGGUGGGUGGGCCCUCCGGCACCUCCCUCCACGCCGUCACGCACUGGAAUUACCAGAGCAUCUGCAGGAGUCGCGAGGCGAUACUGAGCCGGCUGUACGACGCGGGCGUGACGCAGCCGGAGCGCUACAUCACGUUCCACGGCCUGCGCACGCACGGCCUGCUAGACGAACCCGUCACCGAGCUCGUCUACGUGCACUCCAAGUUGCUGAUAGCUGACGACAGGACACUCAUCUGCGGCUCCGCCAACAUCAACGACCGCUCCAUGAUCGGCAAACGAGACUCGGAGAUCGCUGUACUGCUGCAGGACGAGGAAUUCGACGAGGGCAUAAUGAACGGGAAGCCGUUCCCGUGUGGGCGCGUCGCGGGGGGGCUGCGCAAGAAACUGUUCCGGGAGCACCUGGGGCUGGACGCUGACAUCCCGGACCCAGUAGCUGACGCAUUCUACGAGGGCGUGUGGCGCGCCACGUCCAGGACCAACACGGAUAUGUAUGAUGAUGUGUUUCACCCCAUACCGAACAACACAGUCCAUACCUUCGCGGAGCUGAAGAAGUAUCAGGAGGAGCAUCAGGAGACGCUGUGGCAUUCGGAGCCGGCGCUCGCCAACCGCAAGAUAGACCAAAUACGGGGAUACCUGGUGGAUAUGCCCCUGGACUUCCUUUGUAACGAGGUGUUGACUCCUCGGAAUACUUCCAUGGAGGGCAUGAUGCCGACUGCGCUUUGGACUUGAGCGUCUAGUGUUAGUAGCCCUUAGUACCUAGACCAAGGGUUCCCAAACUUUUACUUGGUUACUGGCUACUGCCCACUGAGAACAAAUUAUGUUUUAGCGCCCCCAUUGUUUCAAAUUAAAUUGCA
Molecule: messenger RNA, 3971 nt
Organism: Aricia agestis (brown argus)
Lineage: Eukaryota; Metazoa; Arthropoda; Insecta; Lepidoptera; Lycaenidae
Gene: Pld
Product: phospholipase D2
Exons: 23
Coding region: 331-3846 (1171 amino acids)
Biological process (GO): phosphatidic acid biosynthetic process; intracellular signal transduction; cell motility
Molecular function (GO): D-type glycerophospholipase activity; phosphatidylinositol binding
Source: RefSeq, a predicted model, not a curated record